AUGUUAAUUUCAUUGCAGUGUAUACAUCGCGACCUGGCGGCAAGGAACAUUCUACUGUCACGAGAUUGUGUGUGCAAACUUGCAGAUUUCGGUUUGGCCCGUGACGUCAUAAAUGGAGGGGUAUACCAAAGGAAAUCACAAGGUCGAGUGCCAAUUCGCUGGAUGGCGUUAGAAUCCCUUAUUGAUAAUGUUUACACAAUCCAAAGUGACGUUUGGUCAUUUGGGGUGUUGUUAUGGGAAAUUAUAACUAUAGGCUCGUACCCAUAUCCAGGCAUGUCGUCAAAACGUUUGAUAUCAGAUCUUCAAAAAGGCUUUCGAAUGCCAAAGCCAGACCACGCAAACGAUGACGU
Molecule: messenger RNA, 350 nt
Organism: Anneissia japonica
Lineage: Eukaryota; Metazoa; Echinodermata; Crinoidea; Comatulida; Comatulidae
Product: tyrosine kinase receptor Cad96Ca-like
Exons: 3
Biological process (GO): multicellular organism development; positive regulation of kinase activity; protein phosphorylation
Cellular component (GO): signaling receptor complex
Molecular function (GO): ATP binding; transmembrane receptor protein tyrosine kinase activity
Source: RefSeq, a predicted model, not a curated record